AUGACCCAACGCUUUAGACAAGACUUGCGAGCGUGCGGAAAAGUCGGUCCGUACCCCUGGCAAGAAGGGCCCGUAUAUUCCGACCCUGAGGAAAGCGACCGCCCGCGUGAAGAAAGCGAAGGUGGGCGACGGUAUCGAGCGGCCGGUGGCGUGUACGAUCGCCACGGCGCUGAUGAUCGACACCGACCCUACCGUGUCGACGAUCGCCGUCGCAGCCAGGACAGCGGCGACGACGAGCGUGUCGACGGAAGAAACGGUAGGCGAGAACGCGGUGGCAACCUUCACGACCACGACGACGAAAAUUUUACAAUUGGCGCCCAACGUGAGGCUUCUCAGUGCCUUUGGGACCUGACAGGACUAGGAUACCACGAGUUGAAGUCGAAGCUCGAGGAUCGUUUCGGGACGAGGGGUCAUGAAUCGUACAAGCACGAACUGCACAUUCUUCGUAGGAAGCCUGGCGAGUCCCUCGGCAAAUUGGCAAUUGGCACAAGAGACCAAGCGCUUGACGUCAUUGGCAUACCCAAGGGAACAGUCUUAUAUUUAGGUCAUGGAACCAAAAUAUCAAACCAGAGGGUUGAAGACGUUGGAGCGGCAGAUGACAGAACUUCGUCAGAUGUUCGAAGAGUUCUAUCGUGGCCCUCUAUGUUACACACAAGCGAAGAAAGAAGGCGAAGUCAAACAAGCAUCAACAAGUUGACAACGAAGCAAGCACAAAAAUUUGCUACGGUGUGGAAAGCCGGGUCACUUUUCGAGGGAGUGCCGCAUGGCAAAGGUGUCAAAGAGGAUGUGGGCCGAUCGAAUCAAUCGACAUGCAGCAAUGACCAAGCCAUUUACCUACCAAUCAACGUUGAUGGAAAAAGAAAAUUGGGCUUACUAGAUAGUGGCAGCAGCGUCUCGAUCCUCCCAACGUCGAUGUUUGGGCAGACAAAAAUCACCAUUGAGAAGAACUCAGCAGCAGUGGCGCUGGUUACCAAAGAUGUUGGUGCAAACCGGAUGUGCCGAAUAGAAUUAAACGAAGAAGUAGAGAUUCCCGCGAGAACGGAUUUCGACGUCCCAUCAAAGAUCGUGGUUCGACAGCCAUCGAAAUUUGAAUUGUCAAACUUGUACCCUGCAGAUGAAGAAGCGAUCGAUGACGAGUAUGAAAACACAAACCUAAUGGAAGUUUUGAUCAAGCCACUGAUCAAAAGUAUACCGGAAGAAGCAACGAUUGAAUUAGUUAAAAUGUUGAAAAUUUUUUCAGAGGUUUUUAGUUGUUCCAAACAAGAAAUCGGGAUGGCGAAAGGAAUCUAUCAUGAAAUCGAAACCCUAGGAGCCCGUCCUGUCAAACAGCAGUUGAGGAGGUACCUACCUACUCAUCAACAAGUGGUUGCUAAACAAGUGGAUGAAAUGAUUGAGCAAGACGUGAUCGAACCCGCACAUGGGCCGUGGUUUUUUAACAUACAAUUCAACUGGACUUGGGCUCAAUUAUGGUUUGAGGACAAAGAAAAGCGCAUGCAUGAUGUGCACGUGGUGCUGCUGAACGAUAUGAAUAUUCAUCACGAGACACACUUUUACAGCAUGCUUGAACUUUGGUACACUUUUCGAUGGUGGACAAAGACAGAUGCAUAA
Helobdella robusta is the source of this 1608-nucleotide messenger RNA. RefSeq lists its product as hypothetical. Gene Ontology annotation, molecular function: aspartic-type endopeptidase activity. The transcript is spliced from 8 exons. Lineage: Eukaryota; Metazoa; Annelida; Clitellata; Rhynchobdellida; Glossiphoniidae. The coding region runs from base 1 to 1608 and encodes 535 amino acids. Gene Ontology annotation, biological process: proteolysis. The record is from RefSeq and is a predicted model, not a curated record.